AGAAGGUCGGAACUCUCCAGAAGGCGUUCAAUGAGGAAGACAUGACCGUCGUGCUGUUCUUUGCUAUGAACAGAUCGCACAGCAUACAAGGUUACGUAAGUACUUUUGUCCUAUAACUAAAAUCUGUCAAUAAUUUUCUUUUCUUUCGUCCGAAGUCUUUGGGACAGUUAAUAUUAACAUAAGCAUCUCUAAUUUAGGCUAUCAUGCGCUCUGGACCAUCCCGUGCCAUACGAGCCCCCAAGUGGCUUCGAGAAGUCCGGUGGAAUAUCUCCGACCCGUUCCGCGUUGAGUGGUAUAACACAAUAACCAUUGACAGUGACAAGGUCUCGCACAUCAUGAACCGUUUUAACAACUUCCUCUCCGUCACACGUUCGCGCAACGGCCAGGAGAUCAAUGACGGCGCCGGACGAGAUAUGCUAGAAAUCCUUGAAGCUUGCUCACAGGAACAGUAUCGCCGCGCAAAGGAGACUGGCACUCUACCGUUGUUUUAAGGGAGUCGCUCGGACGCGGCCUGAAUAGUACAGUCGGCGCUUAGGCACUACUCCUUGACAUAC
Messenger RNA from Hypoxylon trugodes, 554 nucleotides. RefSeq lists its product as uncharacterized. The transcript has a single exon. Gene Ontology annotation, molecular function: RNA binding. The record is from RefSeq and is a predicted model, not a curated record. NCBI's taxonomy places the organism in Eukaryota, Fungi, Ascomycota, Sordariomycetes, Xylariales, Hypoxylaceae. Bases 204 to 491 code for a protein of 95 amino acids.